Molecule: messenger RNA, 1080 nt
Organism: Schizosaccharomyces japonicus yFS275
Lineage: Eukaryota; Fungi; Ascomycota; Schizosaccharomycetes; Schizosaccharomycetales; Schizosaccharomycetaceae
Product: ADP-ribosylation factor
Exons: 5
Coding region: 338-880 (180 amino acids)
Biological process (GO): cell growth mode switching, monopolar to bipolar; positive regulation of G2/M transition of mitotic cell cycle
Cellular component (GO): Cdr2 medial cortical node complex; cell cortex of cell tip; cell division site
Molecular function (GO): protein-membrane adaptor activity; GTPase activity; GTP binding
Source: RefSeq, a predicted model, not a curated record
CUUCUAUUUAAGUCUUUUGUCUACAUUGCGGGCUUUCCCAUCCCCUUUCGUGCACUCGAACGCUUUUAGUAGCCGCAGGUUAUCAGCACCGUUACACGCAAAACCACACACCAAAGUUGGGUAUUCCAGUAACGAAAGUCAUUUUGGGGCUGAGGAUUGUGUCCAGAAAUUUGUUUUGUUUAAUAGCACUUGCGUUCACUGCUUUUAUACGUGUAGUUGCCUGCUUAGAUUUUGUUUCCCGGUUAUUACCAUACUCCAGAUACAUUGUGAAAUCAGUUGACAACUAAAGUCUCGCCAAGGUCCAUCUUUUCUGCGCCUCUUUUGUCUGUUUGAAAGCAUGGGAAACAGUUUUUCCAAGUUCUUUAGCCGCGUUUUUGGAAACAAGGAAAUGCGAAUUCUUAUGCUUGGCUUGGAUGCCGCCGGUAAAACUACCAUUUUAUAUAAACUAAAGCUGAACCAAAGCGUGACCACGAUUCCGACAGUUGGGUUUAAUGUCGAGACUGUUAGUUACAAAAACGUAAAAUUUAAUGUAUGGGACGUCGGCGGACAAGAUAAAAUCCGUCCCCUUUGGAGACACUAUUUCACUGGUACAAAAGGUCUUAUUUUCGUUGUUGAUGCUGCCGACAGAAGUCGACUGGAAGAAGCUCGAACCGAACUGCAUCGUAUUAUUUCCGAUAGAGAGAUGAAGGACGCCUUACUGCUUGUGUUCGCCAAUAAACAAGACUUGCCAGAUGCUCUUUCCCCGGCUCAGAUCACGGAGGUGUUGCAAUUGACUUCGCUCAAGAACCGUCUUUGGAGUGUCCAACCAACAUGUGCCUUAACAGGCGAUGGUUUGCUCGAAGGAUUGGGAUGGUUGGGCGCUAAUACUGAGUUAAAGUAAUAUCAGACCCUUUUUGCAUCGGGCAGUACAGCAGCAUUAAUCCUCAAUCGGGCCUAUUUGCCUCCUUUUUUACCGUGUAAAGUUUGACGAGCUGUUCUACAAAGACCAACUUAAACACAUUCGUUUUAUCAUCUCUUUAGCAUAUAUAUGACAUAUAUAUUUAUAACAAAGCUAACUCAUAUACAGUGGGACGACGGCGC